Messenger RNA from Branchiostoma belcheri (Belcher's lancelet), 1480 nucleotides. Its product is annotated as solute carrier family 15 member 4-like. The transcript has 11 exons. The coding region runs from base 134 to 1480 and encodes 448 amino acids. The record is from RefSeq and is a predicted model, not a curated record. Gene Ontology annotation, cellular component: membrane. Gene Ontology annotation, molecular function: transmembrane transporter activity. Gene Ontology annotation, biological process: transmembrane transport. NCBI's taxonomy places the organism in Eukaryota, Metazoa, Chordata, Leptocardii, Amphioxiformes, Branchiostomatidae.
UGGCGUGGAACCAAGCAAUCAUGUGAUUUUGGGAUUACGAAGAAGCCAGUUUCGGUGUAAACGUAGGAAGUGAUGCCUUUUCCGCACUGCACAUGUAGUACAGGGAGGAAAAGAAGAACGAGAGAGAGGCGAAAUGGAAAGUGAAAGAGACCACGUGAUCUCCGCCAGCCAAUCACGAGUCAUGCCGAGCAGCGUCCUGGUGUGGCUGAGCGAGCUGUGCGAGCGCGUGACGUAUUAUGGGAUACUAUCCAACAUGACGGACUUCGUGACGUCACCGUGCUUCCCCAAACCGUACCACAAGCCGUGGAUCUUCACGUGGGUUUUCACGACCUUCGCCUACGCUCUGACGUUCUUCGGGGGUUGGCUCGCCGACACAACUGGCAACCGCUUCUGGACGAUUAUGGUCAGCCUGUGGAUCUAUCUCGUCGGCACAGCUCUACUCGUCGCCUCCUCUAGCCUGUGUGGCUCCGCUCCGGACGGAAGGGUGUCUGGCCUGUACUUCGCCGGCCUCACCCUUGUUGCCAUAGGAACGGGAGGCAGCAAGUCCAACCUGGGUCUGUUCGGCGCCCAGCAGUACAAAACGUCAGGAGGGGAUGUCAACAUCAAGCUGAGAGGCUUCUUUCACUGGUACUACUGGUGCAUCAACCUGGGAGCUACCAUUGGCGUGGUGGGGGUGCCCUAUCUACAAAAGCACGUCAGUCCGCUGAGCGGUUACGUCACGAUCUGUGUCUUCCUCCUACUCUCUGCUGUUAUCUUCGCCACCGGCCGCUUUACAAACUCGUACAAGCAAGAAAACAGCACACAUGAACUCCAGAGCAGGAUCGUCGCUGGUCUACUUCAACCGAGCACUAGAACGCGACGUACAACUCAAGGAAGACUGUGGAGUUCGACCAUCCCAAACGAGGUGUGGAAACUGAUGCAGAUAUUUGCAACUCUGAUACCCUACUACGCUAUCUACUCACAGACAAGAACGACCUACCUGUUUCAAAGCGAACGUCUGCGCAUGCCUGAGGGGUCAGAGGCCACGUACUUCAGCGCCAUUAACAGCGCCGUUAUCCUCCUGAUAAUCCCACUCAUGGUCUGUGCCGUGUAUCCCCGCCUGACGAACAAGAACGUACACGUUUCUCCACUAACUAUGAUGGGAGUGGGAAUCCUACUGUCCACACUAUCGGUGCUGUCAGCCGAGGUUCUGGAAGUCUACCGCCGGCAGCUUGUCUACAGCGGACACCACUUCCAGCAGACAGUGGGGAACCGCACCCUCCGUGCUGCCGACCUGAGCGUGGCGGCCCAGGUCCCGCAGUUCGUCCUGUCAGGCAUCAGCGAAGUCUUGACACUUGCCGUGGGUUACUACUUUGCCUAUACGGAGGCUCCGCCCGGCUACGAGGGAACCAUCAUGGGAGCGUAUCUACUGAUGUGGGGGCUGGGCAGCGGCCUCAACCUGCUGCUGACCGAGACAGUCAACGCUAUUUGUGAAUACUGA